AUGACCGGUCUCUGUAUUCGUAUCUGGAUGUUAACGUUCCACCUCCGUUCCGCGUUUGAGAAUGACAUGAUUUCGCGAAAUCAUGCCGCGCUAGAUUUCGAGCUUGUCUCUAAGCUGAAUCUUUGCCUUGAGCCUCAAUUUUUUGAGCCUUCGUCCGCUUCGUGCGGACAGACCCUCCUUGUAAAAUCCCCAGUCCGCUGUUUCCUAUCCGUCGAAUCCCCUAUAGAGUUUCUUGGGGCGACUUGUCGGCCACCGGCAUUUUCUCUGGCGGUUCUGUUGCGUUAA
This is a messenger RNA of Guyanagaster necrorhizus, 285 nucleotides long. RefSeq lists its product as uncharacterized. The coding region runs from base 1 to 285 and encodes 94 amino acids. The record is from RefSeq and is a predicted model, not a curated record. Lineage: Eukaryota; Fungi; Basidiomycota; Agaricomycetes; Agaricales; Physalacriaceae. The transcript is spliced from 3 exons.